Rhodofomes roseus is the source of this 1929-nucleotide messenger RNA. RefSeq names its product NMD3-domain-containing protein. Bases 118 to 1782 code for a protein of 554 amino acids. Gene Ontology annotation, biological process: ribosomal large subunit export from nucleus. The transcript has 2 exons. Gene Ontology annotation, cellular component: nucleus; cytoplasm. Gene Ontology annotation, molecular function: ribosomal large subunit binding. The record is from RefSeq and is a predicted model, not a curated record. Lineage: Eukaryota; Fungi; Basidiomycota; Agaricomycetes; Polyporales; Fomitopsidaceae.
CCGCCUUUUUCUGCUCAGCCGUGGCUCAGCCCGCAUCCUCCUCUCGUCCACCCACAACCGGCAAGUGUGUAUUGAUCGUGUGCAUUUGAUUGACUUUGGAUAUAACCGGGAAGGAGGAUGGAGUUCGUUGCUGCACCGGCCGUGCACCGCGUACUUUGCGCCGACUGCGGGACACCCAUUGUCCCAAACUCCGCAAAUCUUUGCGUCGCAUGCUUGCGCAAUAGCGUCGACAUCACUGAGGGCAUCCCUAAGCAAGCAUCUGUCUCAUUCUGCCGCAAUUGCGAUCGCUUCCUCUCCCCGCCCUCUGUCUGGACGAUCGCCCAACCCGAGUCACAAGAGCUGCUCGCCAUAUGCCUCCGAAAACUGAAGGGUCUCAACAAGGUCCGCCUGAAAGACGCACACUUCAUCUGGACGGAACCCCACAGCAAGCGCUUACGCGUGUCGCUCACGAUCCAAAAGGAGGUCCUCACCGCCACCAUUCUCGAGCAGAUCUUCGAGAUCGAGUACCUCGUCCAGCACGGCCAAUGUCCGGACUGCGCAAGGCUAGCUGCCAAAAACACUUGGAAAGCCCUCGUGCAAGUGCGGCAAAAGGUCCCGCAUAAGCGGACCUUCCUCUUCCUCGAGCAGCUCAUCAUCAAGCACGGCGCCCAGAAAGACACAAUAUCCGUGAAGGAAGUCCGCGACGGCCUCGACUUCUUCUUCGCCUCGAGGAGCCACGCCAUCAAGAUGGUUGACUUCCUCACCAGCGUCGUGCCCAUCCGCAGCAAGGCGAGCGAGCAGCUGCUCAGCACCGACACACACACCAGCACCGCCAACUUCAAAUACACCUACUCCGUCGAGAUCGUCCCCGUCUGCAAGGACGACCUCGUCGCCCUCCCGCUGAAACUCGCCCGCUCCCUCUCCAACAUCGCCCCCCUCACGCUCUGCUCCCGCGUCGGCAACUCUCUCCACUUCCUCGACCCCGCCACGCUCCAGUUCGUCGAGCUCCCCGCCGCCUCGUACUGGCGCACGCCCUUCGACUCCCUCGCGGGCGUCGCCGACCUCGUCGAAUUCACCGUCCUCGACGUCGAGCCCUCCGGCCAGACGCGCGGCAAGUGGGUCCUCGCCGACGCACAGGUCGCCCUCAGCGGCGCGUUCACCUCCGGCGGCGGCGGCGCCGAGGACGACGCGAUGGACGGCGGCGCGGCCUCGCAGAUCCUCCACACCCGCACCCACCUCGGCGCCAUCCUCCAGCCCGGCGACGCCGCGCUCGGCUACUACCUCACCAACGCCAACUUCAACUCCGACGCCUUCGCCUCCCUCCCCGCGCACCGCGUCCCCGACGUCAUCCUCGUCAAGAAGGCGUACCCCAACCGCCGCAAGAAGAACAAGCCCCGCAACUGGCGCCUCCGCAGCAUCGCCAGGGAGGCCGGCGAGGAGGGCGACACCGGCGCCGACCGCGGCGUUGUCGGCCGCAUGGGCGGCCGCGACAAGAAGAAGGUCGACGAAGACUACGAGCUCUUCUUGCGCGAUCUCGAGGAGGACGAGGAGAUGCGCGGCGCGGUCAACCUCUAUCGCGCCAAGGACGCCAGGCCCGGCGCCGGCUCGGGCUUGGCCGGCGGGAAGACGAGGAGGAAGGGCCAGGGCCAGUUUGCCAUGGAUGUGGACGAGGGCGCGCACGACGAGACUGCGAGUGUGGCGCCGACGGAAGUAGAGGAGGACGAGCCCGACUUCCCGGAGGUCAAGCUCGACGAGCUGUUGGAGGACUUUGACGAGAUGACGCUUGAGGAACACGAUGCAUGACGGAGCGCAUGUAUGCGGUUGACCUUCUCCACAUUCCGGCAUCGCUUUUUGCACUUGGGCUGUACAUGUAGGUGUACGCUAGAUAUCAGAAGUUAUUCCUGAAUUUGUUGUGCCAUGAUCAGACGAUACAUCGUUUAGGACCGCCUC